UCCGGAAGUUGGUUUGAGCCAAACAUCCGGGUUGGUCUUUUUUGCGUUCCGGUUGAUCCCAACUCUUCUCCCUGGACAUCUCCCUUCCUCCGGCCCACGUCUCUCCCACUCCUCCGCGCUCGGGACUAGCGCGGGCUUCAGCGACGGAAGCCCUCGAGAGACAUGGCAGCUACGGCGGCGCCGGCUGGCGGCGCCCGAAAUAUGGCUGGCCCGGAAUGGGGAGGGUUCGAAGAAAACAUCCAGGGUGGGGGCUCAGCUGUGAUUGACAUGGAGAACAUGGAUGAUACGUCAGGCUCCAGCUUUGAGGAUAUGGGCGAGCUGCAUCAGCGCCUUCGCGAGGAAGAAGUAGAUGCUGAUGCAGCUGCUGCUGAAGAAGAGGAUGGCGAGUUCCUGGGCAUGAAGGGCUUUAAGGGACAGCUGAGCCGGCAGGUGGCUGAUCAGAUGUGGCAGGCAGGGAAGAGACAAGCCUCCAGGGCUUUCAGCUUAUACGCCAACAUCGACAUCCUGAGACCCUAUUUUGAUGUGGAGCCUGCCCAGGUGCGAAGCAGGCUCCUGGAGUCCAUGAUCCCUAUCAAGAUGGUCAACUUCCCCCAGAAAAUCGCAGGUGAACUCUACGGACCUCUCAUGCUGGUCUUCACGCUGGUUGCCAUCCUCCUCCAUGGGAUGAAGACAUCUGACACCAUUAUUCGCGAAGGUACCCUGAUGGGCACAGCCAUUGGCACCUGCUUCGGCUACUGGCUGGGCGUUUCAUCCUUUAUUUACUUCCUCGCCUACUUGUGCAAUGCCCAGAUCACCAUGCUGCAGAUGCUGGCACUACUGGGCUAUGGCCUCUUUGGCCACUGCAUUGUCCUGUUCGUCACGUAUAAUAUCCACCUCCAUGCCCUCUUCUACCUCUUCUGGCUGCUGGUGGGUGGGCUGUCCACCCUGCGCAUGGUGGCGGUGUUGGUGUCGCGCACCGUGGGCCCCACCCAGCGGCUGCUCCUCUGUGGAACCCUGGCUGCCUUGCACAUGCUCUUCCUGCUCUAUCUGCAUUUUGCCUACCACAAGGUGGUGGAGGGGAUCCUGGACACGCUGGAGGGCCCCAACAUCCCACCCAUGCAGAGAGUCCCCAGAGACAUCCCCGCUGCGCUCCCUGCUGCUAGGCUUCCUGUCACCAUGCUCAAUGCCACAGCCAAGGCUGUCGCGGUGACCCUGCAGUCACACUGACCCCACCUGAAAUCCUGGGCCGGCCCCUCUCCUCCAGCUGCCUAGCAGAGGAAGAUUAAAGGACAGUACUGAUGACGUGUCUCUUUGGUGGGGUCUGCAGCUGCCACAGAGCUGUAGCUGGUUAAGCACCUCCUUCACGCCUGUUGGGGCUUCUGAAGGCACAAGGCCAUGAACUCCUGGCCAGGACUGCAGGGCUCUGCAGCCAGUGCAGAAAGUGGGUCAACUCCUCUGAGGCCCUCUCCACCCACCCCUUCCUUCCUCUUUCUCCCACAUUGUCUUGCUAAAUAUAGACUUGGUAACUCAGAACACAGAAUUGAGGUACUGGGGAGAAAGAACAUAACUAAAUUUGUGUUUCAGACAGGAAAUUCGGCCUGCUAUCAUCAGGGAGCUUUACUCUACACUGGUGGUCAGAGAUGGAAGCCUUCUGAAUAACUCUCUGGUCCUGUGAUUAAAAGCAAGUAAAAGAAUAAAGUAUUUUCUGAA
Molecule: messenger RNA, 1689 nt
Organism: Manis pentadactyla (Chinese pangolin)
Lineage: Eukaryota; Metazoa; Chordata; Mammalia; Pholidota; Manidae
Gene: YIPF3
Product: Yip1 domain family member 3
Exons: 9
Coding region: 163-1206 (347 amino acids)
Cellular component (GO): Golgi apparatus
Source: RefSeq, a predicted model, not a curated record